AUAUAUGUUCUCUUCUUCUCUCUCUUUGGACUCCAUAGCCCAACCUCAGGCUGCUUGCCACCGACGGGAAGAGGAAACAACCAGCGUCUGCCUCCGACGACUGCAUUGCGGAAGGCCGGGGUAGGCACUUGAACCACACUGUGGCGAGUGAGAAGCGAUGGGCUCGGCAACGGAGAAUGGCACCCUUCGCUACUACUUCGACCACGAGUCUGAGUCCGAGUCCGACGGUGGGCGGUCGGUCGGACACAGCGGCCCUCUCGGCGGCCCUUUGGCGUCAAAGAAAGCCGGCAAGAAGCGAAGCGCGAGGUUCAAGGGUGACGACAACUACGUGGAGAUAACGCUCGACGUCAGGGACGACGCGAUCGCGAUUCAGAGCAUCCAAAGUGGUGACCCGGAGGCGGCGCUGCUCGCGAAGAACCUGGAGAGGCGCUCCCCGAUGGUGGGCGCGAGCCUGUCGUCCAAGCUGAAGCAGGUGGGGCACGAGUUCCGCCGCAUGACCUCCUCCUCGAGGCGGGCGGAGCGGCUCGACCGGACCAAGUCAUCUGCGGCUCAGGCCAUCAAGGGCCUCCAGUUUGUGGCCAAGAACGUCGCGAGCGAGGGCUGGCCGCAGGUCGAACGACGGUUCGACGAGCUCGCCGUCGAUGGGGUGCUUCUCAGGUCGAGGUUCGGAAAGUGCAUAGGAAUGGUGGGAUCCGAGGAGUUCGCGGGCGAGGUAUUCGAUGCAUUGGCACGAAGGCGGGGAAUCACCGCAGCUGUGCUAACGAAGGAGGAGCUCUGGGAGUUCUGGGAACAGCUCUCCGACCAGAGCUUUGAUGCGCGUCUUCAGACCUUCUUUGACAUGGUGGACAAGAACGCAGACGGCAGGAUCACAGAGGAAGAAGUCAGAGAGAUCAUCGCCCUCAGCGCUUCCGCGAACAAGCUGUCGAGGAUCCAGGAACGCGUCGAGGAGUACACAGCUCUGAUCAUGGAGGAGCUCGACCCCAACAAUUUGGGCUACAUCGAGCUGUACAACCUGGAGAUGCUGCUGCUCCAGCCAGCAGUGCAGCCAUCGGCCAUGCUCUACGCCAACAGCAACAACCUCAGCCAGAUGCUCAGCCAGAAGCUGGUGCCCACCAAGGACAAGAACCCGGUCCGUCGCUGCUGCCGGCGGAUCUCCUACUUCAUGGAGGACAACUGGAAGCGGGUCUGGGUGAUGGCCCUGUGGCUCUCCAUCUGCGCUGGCCUCUUCACCUGGAAGUUCAUCGCGUACCGUCGUCGCGCCGUCUUCCACAUCAUGGGCUACUGCGUGACCACCGCCAAGGGCGGCGCAGAAACUCUCAAGUUCAACAUGGCCCUCAUCCUCCUCCCUGUUUGCCGCAACACCAUCACAUGGCUACGAAGCAGGACCAAGCUCGGAGUCAUCAUCCCCUUCAAUGACAACAUCAACUUCCACAAGGUGAUUGCAGCCGGCAUCGUGGUCGGCGUCGCGCUCCACGUCGGGGCUCACCUGACCUGCGACUUCCCCCGGCUGUUGCACGCCACCGACGCGGAGUACGAGCCGAUGAAGCCCUUCUUCGGGGAGAAGCGGCCGCCCAACUACUGGUGGUUCGUCAAGGGGACCGAGGGGUGGACCGGGGUGGUCAUGCUGGUGCUCAUGGUGAUCGCCUACGUGCUGGCCCAGCCCUGGUUCCGCCGCAACCGGUUAAGCCCCACGAAUCCCCUGCGCCGGCUCACCGGUUUCAACGCCUUCUGGUACUCCCACCACCUCUUCGUCAUCGUCUACGUGCUCUACGUCGUCCAUGGCGUAUGCCUCUACCUCAUCAAGAAGUGGUACAAGAAGACGGCGUGGAUGUACUUGGCCAUCCCUGUCACAUUGUAUGCAUGCGAGCGCCUUCUCCGUGCCUUCAGGUCCGGCCACAAGACAGUGAGGAUUCAAAAGGUUGCUGUGUACCCAGGAAACGUUUUGGCUCUCCGCAUGUCCAAACCUCAAGGUUUCAAGUACAGGAGCGGGCAAUACAUCUUCCUUAACUGCGCCGCGGUGUCACCGUUCGAAUGGCACCCCUUCUCCAUCACUUCGGCUCCGGGAGACGACUACCUCAGCAUCCACAUCCGCACAAGAGGCGAUUGGACUUCGCAACUCAGAGCCAUAUUCUCACAGGUGUGCCAACCUGCAAAGAGCGAUCAGAGCGGACUCCUCAGAGCUGAUGUCAUGCCUGGAGGAAACAACCCCAGAUUGCCGAAGCUUUUGAUCGAUGGGCCUUACGGUGCUCCUGCUCAAGACUACGAGCACUACGAUGUCCUACUGCUCAUCGGACUCGGCAUCGGAGCCACUCCUCUGAUCAGCAUCGUCAAGGACGUGCUCAACAACGUCGAGCAAAAGAAGACGACGGCGGCGGCGGACGUGGAGAGCGCGACCAAGGCGAAGAAGAAGCCCUUCAUGGCGCAGCGCGCGUACUUCUACUGGGUGACUCGGGAGGAGGGCUCGUUCGAGUGGUUCCGGGGCAUCAUGAACGAGGUGGCCGAGAAGGACAAGGACGGCGUGAUCGAGCUGCACAACCACUGCACCAGCGUGUACGAGGAAGGCGACGCCCGCUCCGCCCUCAUCGUCAUGCUCCAAGCCCUCCACCACGCCAAGAACGGGGUCGACAUCGUCUCCGGGACGCGCGUCAAGACGCACUUCGCCAGGCCCAACUGGCGCAACGUCUUCAAGCGCAUCGCCAUCAAUCACCCGAAUCAACGCGUCGGAGUCUUUUACUGCGGAGACCCGAUGGUGAUCGGAGAAUUGCGACGGUUGUCACAGGAUUUCUCGCACAAAACAAGCACAAAGUUCGUCUUCCACAAGGAGAACUUCUGAUGCUGUCAGCUAUUCUUUGUAAUCCCUUGAGAUGUUCCAUUUUUCUUCGUCGAAGUUGUAGAAAUUUACUUAUGUAAUUAUUUUAUAUUACUUAUGUAAUAACAAAAUCAUCCUUGGUUGCAAUUUCUUU
Molecule: messenger RNA, 2963 nt
Organism: Musa acuminata subsp. malaccensis (wild Malaysian banana)
Lineage: Eukaryota; Viridiplantae; Streptophyta; Magnoliopsida; Zingiberales; Musaceae
Product: respiratory burst oxidase homolog protein B
Cellular component (GO): plasma membrane
Molecular function (GO): calcium ion binding; NAD(P)H oxidase H2O2-forming activity; peroxidase activity
Source: RefSeq, a predicted model, not a curated record